AUGACAUCUUCAAGUCCCAAUUUGCCUGAGGUACAAGUCCCAAUUGAUGUAGCCAAGGAACCCAGGUCAGUGAGUCCCAUGUCCUGCUAUGACAGUUCCCCAGAGCGCGUGACGACACAAAAUCAGCUCCUAAAGCCGGCGUUUCUGCUGUCCGGUCAGUCAAGGGUGGCUUCAGAGUUGGAUAUUUUGGAGCCGGAUGAUACGCAUUCUUCGGGGCCGUCUUCCACAUCUGAAAGCACCUUGACAGUUCCCGGGAAGCUACCUCGAGACUCAACGCACCAUAAGCCUGUGAGUGUUAAAAGGAUGGGAUGGGUAAAGCUGAUUCGGCUUCAACUGAAUGCACUGCACGAACAAAAGGCCAGGAAUGCUGCCGCCGCGAUUCAAGUCGACACAAAGAGGCUGAACAAAGAUUCGCCUGCAGAGAACAAAGAGGACCCCUGGCCAGUGAGCGUCAAGGAAACUUCUCAGUGUGCGGAUUCUCCCCCUGAUUCACUCGAACACGCCGCGGUGGCCUGCAAUUUCAUCAAAGACUCCCACGAAUCUUCGAUGAACGAAGUGGAACUGAAAUCUGCUGGAGUUGGUGGUCCGCGGAAAAAAAAGUGA
This is a messenger RNA of Mesocestoides corti, 603 nucleotides long. The record is from the annotation of a GenBank genome assembly. Lineage: Eukaryota; Metazoa; Platyhelminthes; Cestoda; Cyclophyllidea; Mesocestoididae.